Molecule: messenger RNA, 2249 nt
Organism: Zingiber officinale
Lineage: Eukaryota; Viridiplantae; Streptophyta; Magnoliopsida; Zingiberales; Zingiberaceae
Product: protein IQ-DOMAIN 3-like
Exons: 5
Coding region: 857-1888 (343 amino acids)
Molecular function (GO): protein binding
Source: RefSeq, a predicted model, not a curated record
UACCCGAUCCGGCAUCACGGCAUCGACGGACGUUCGAUGUAGAAGCAUGAAAGCGAGUGAGAAAUGAGGAAGCGAGCGCCGAGGGCAGACACUGGGCGAGGAAGAAGGCUGGUGGAAUCUGAACCAACUCUUCCUGCCAAGGUAGGCCAUGGCGGACAGAGAGAGGGGGCUUCGAAACGGCGAGCGGAGCGGCCUCCUCUUUCUCAUUCCUGUCUCCGAGACGCAAUCUGCUCUUUGGGGCUUUGAUUUCCUCCUCUCCCCGUGUUGGUGGAGAGAAAGAGGUGGGUCUAGGGUAAAAAGGCUCUCCGCGGUCUUUCCCGUGUUCGUGCUUAUUUGCAUCUUUCAUUUUGCUACCCCUGACGUUGUGUAGAAGAAAGAGAGGACCUUUGUCGGUAGUUUUGCCUUUUCACGUGGAUUAUCAGGUAUUGACGGCCUUCUUGUGUAUCAUCUGAUUUUUACUGCUCCCUUAGCGAUUAAUCCAUUAUCCUGUUGCUUUCCACUUGCUGUUUCCUCCCGAUGCCGGUACCAGUUUGAUCCUUUUUUGAGUCAUUUACCCCUUUUCUCUGCUGCCAGAGAAAUUUGCAAAACUUCAUCUUCAUGUCUGUUAUGACCUCGCGAGCUGUUUCCCCCCUUUUCUUUUGGUUAAAAAUGGAACUUUUGUGUAAAGUCGUUUGCUUGAAACUGAAAGUCGGUAUUCCGUUUCUGUCUGUUCUUGUUUCUUUCCCCCUAUCCAUGUAAGAUUUCCGCCUCUAUUGGAUUAUUUCUCCGAAAGGGCUUUCCUUUUUGCAGGUUCAACUACGGGGAAUAAAGGAGUGAUUGAGAAGGAAAAAUUCGCCCAAGAGAAAAAAAGGUGGAAAUGGGGAGAAAAUGGGAGUGGUUUAGUUCUGUCAGGCGAGCUUUCAUCCCCUACUGCUGUCGAGGAGACCUCAAAGAUAAUCUUGUUAGUUCCAAGGUUUCCGAUUCAUUCAAUACAACAGAAGUGGAAACCACUGUUGUGGAUUCUGCUCAUCCAUCGGUUGCUGCUCCAAUUCAGAAAGCUAAUAUGAUAGCGAAGGAGGAAGAAGAGAGCAAGCAUGCCUACUCAAUGGCGCUUACUAGUGCUGUGGCUUUAGAGGCUGCAGCUGUCGCCGUUCAAGCUGCAACCGAGGUUCCUCGCCUGGCUACCUCUGCAAGUAGGCACACAGGCGAAUCAAGAAAAGAGAUCGCAGUGCUCAGGAUCCAGAAUGCUUAUCGACGAUACAAGGCAAGAAAAAGAUUGGGAAGUUUAAGAGGACUGGUUAGGAUGAAGAGAGUUCUUGACGCAAAUACUGUCAAGUUUCAAACAACAAAAUCAUUGCAGUGCAUGCAGACGAUGGCUAGAGUGCAGGCACAAAUACAUUCACAGAGGGUCAGAAUGGCAGAGGAAAACCAAGCUCUCCAGAUGCAUUUGCAGCAGAAAUGUGAAAAUGAAUUAGAGAAAUUUAAGAUUGUUGAGGACUGGGAUAGCAGUCUUCUAUCCAAAGAGAAAAUCGAAGAAAAUCUACUGAACAAACAAGAAGCUGCUAUAAAAAGGGAAAGAACAUUAGCUUAUGCAUAUACACAUCAGUGGAGGAAUUCUACCAGAUCCUUAACUCAAGCACUGACAGACCCGAGCGAUCCGCAAUGGGGUUGGAGCUGGUUGGGACGCUCGAUGGCAGCAAGGCCAUGGGAUCACCAAAGCACAGUCAUACCCGCCACAACAAAACAACCUGACACCAACUUUGAAUCGACACCAGCAGCAGCUCAGAAGUCGGCCCGGCCUCCGGCAGCACCACGCACCAGCACACCAUCUACAGCAAUCAAGGAGAAAUCAGAGAGCCUAGUAGGUGCCUCUUUUAAGAAAGGAUCACUUUCCUCGUCAGAGAAAUGACUAUCUCUUCCUUCAGCUAGCAAUAGCAGUACUACGACUGCCACAAACGUUAGGCGCCAUUCAGGGCCGCCAACGGUAGAUGUAACUACCAGCAGCAGCGAGGAACAAGAAGCAAACAGUUGCGUGAGCGUAUAGCCUUAUAUAGAGGCAGUUGAGGGGCCUUUGUUGGGUCGUUCUCAGCCUGAUUUGCCGCCAAUUUGAAGUCUGGAUUUGUAGCAGCCGUGUUUGUUGUGCUGCAGCGGUUGGCCAUGGAUUAUGAUUCCAUUUUAGAAUUUCUGAAUGUUGCUUUUGAAUGUAAUCAAACCUUUGAUUUUGAGAAGAAAAAAACAAAACUAAAUAAAAAUUUGGCGAGCAAUUAAAA